Leptopilina boulardi is the source of this 1784-nucleotide messenger RNA. Its product is annotated as neuroepithelial cell-transforming gene 1 protein-like. Gene Ontology annotation, molecular function: guanyl-nucleotide exchange factor activity. Lineage: Eukaryota; Metazoa; Arthropoda; Insecta; Hymenoptera; Figitidae. Gene Ontology annotation, biological process: positive regulation of Rho protein signal transduction; intracellular signal transduction. Bases 282 to 1760 code for a protein of 492 amino acids. The transcript has 5 exons. The record is from RefSeq and is a predicted model, not a curated record.
UUGUUUAUGUUCAAACAGUGAAGGCAAAAAAAAACGCCAAUAACCUUCAAAAAGUUUAAAAUUACCGGUACAAAAGGUGCAUUUUGCAUACUUUUGUUUAUAUUUAUAUUCACCAUUUAUUCAUUUCGAUUAAAGUAUAUUUAUCUUUUUACGCGAGUUUCUUCGAUAUUUAUAUAAUGAAAAUGCUAAUUUCUAGUCGAUAACAAAUAAACAUAGCAUAAUCAUAGUUUACACAUUACAUUUUUGUGAAAUUUGACGCAAAAUUUUUGAGAGUAAAUACAAUGAAUGAAACUGGGGACGUGUCAAUUUUGGAAAAAUUUCAAGAGCCUAAAAAACGUUUUUGGCUGAGAUCUAGAAAGCGUCCAAAAAGCGAUGCCAUUAGUAUUAGUUCAAUGGAUAUUUCCAUUGAUUCCGUGGGUGGAAAAAAGAAACGACGAAGAAUUACUGAAGUUGCCAGUAAUAUAUUUUUUUCAUUACCAUCAGUUUCUGGAUCGGAAAAAAAGCGUAAAAGAGCAAGUAAUAAUCAAUUGGAUGCAUCUUUUUUAUCAUUUGCUGGAACUGAUGUUGACACUCAUAAUACCACAUUAAAACAAAACGAAUUAGCAGGUAAUGUGGCAUUACGUAGUUGGAUGGUUGAUAUUGCUGAGAGCAAUUUAAAAGAUUUAGGUUCAACUUUAAGUCGAAGAGAAGUAAAAAGACAAGAAGCUAUUUAUGAAUUAUAUUGCGGUGAAAAUGUUCUUUUAAAUGAUCUCUCAGCUUUGAGAGAAUCUUACUACGAUCCUCUUCUUUCACUUGAUAUUUUCAAUACUUCCGAAUUGGAUACACUUUUUGGAAAUAUUGACAGUUUCAUUGAAUUGCACAGCGAAUUAAGGGAUAAUUUAGUUAAACUACGUGAUCAAUCUGGUUUCACUGAUAUCGUUGGACCGACAAUAAUCAAUUGGUUUUUGCAGUUAGAAACAUUAUACAUUGAAAGAUGUAGAAAGCAAAUUUGGGCUCGACAUCUUCUUGAAUCGAGAAAAUUGUCAAAUAAACGAUUUCAGGAAUUUAUUAAAAAAAAAUUGGAAACUUCUCACGCUGUUGAUUUAUGGACGUAUUUGGAUGUACCACGUUCGCGUGUUGUUAAAUAUCCACUUUUGGUUAAAGAAAUUCUCAAACAUACACCAUCGGGUCAUCCAGAUGAAAUUUCUCUCAAAGAAUCGCGUGAAAUUUUAUUGAAAUUAUUAAAUGAAAUUGAUAAAGCAAUGGGCGAAGCUGAAUGUCAAUUGGCAAAGACGAAAAUUAAUCCAAAAUCUGAAUUUGAUUCUGACAAAUGCGUUGAAAACGCUGCUGAAUUAAUAACCGAGGGACAACUUCGCGAUUCACGCGGAAUGAAGUAUCAUUGUUUUUUGUUUGACACUUGUAUGGCGUUGACGAGACCCGUGAGACGGACCGUAAGAAGAUAUAAUCUUACUUUUCCAAUUGUGUCAAAUAAAGAACAUUGUUUAGAUAUUGAAUCAACGAGUCAAAAUUUACCAGGAUUUAAAGUUGGUAAACAUUGUUUAUUCGUGGACGAUGAACAUCAAAAACGACAUUGGAUUGAUUCAUUAAAAAGAGUAUUUCAAUUUCAAGAAAAUGAGACAGUUACUGAAAAGGAAAAUAAUCGCUUUCAAAACGUUGAUUUAAAAAAAAGAACAAAAGCAAUGGUGAGGGAGAAUAAUUUUUCCUUUACACUAAGGAGAAAUUUAUUGAGACCAAAAUUAAAUAUAAUCGAAUCUUCGUAAUUAUUUUUUUUUUCCUCUUUUUUA